Eucalyptus grandis is the source of this 1333-nucleotide messenger RNA. RefSeq names its product peroxidase 64-like. The transcript is spliced from 4 exons. Gene Ontology annotation, biological process: response to oxidative stress; hydrogen peroxide catabolic process. The record is from RefSeq and is a predicted model, not a curated record. Gene Ontology annotation, cellular component: plant-type cell wall; plasmodesma. Bases 47 to 997 code for a protein of 316 amino acids. NCBI's taxonomy places the organism in Eukaryota, Viridiplantae, Streptophyta, Magnoliopsida, Myrtales, Myrtaceae. Gene Ontology annotation, molecular function: heme binding; peroxidase activity.
AGUCCCGUGUGACUUUUUCAAAAUCUACUCAGAAAAAGAUCCGAGUAUGGCAUCCCUAGUUGCUCUCGUCUCUGCUUUUCUCAUCCUUCAAAUUCUCUCUCCUGUCGACGCACUAAGUACAAACUACUAUGACCACACUUGCCCCCAGCUCGAGGCUACGGUCACGGCUGCUGUCAAGCAAGCCAUGAUGAAUGACAAAACUGUUCCGGCUGCACUCUUGAGGAUGCACUUCCACGACUGCUUCAUUAGAGGGUGUGAUGGUUCUGUUCUGCUGAACUCAACGGGAGGCAACACAGCAGAGAAAGAUGGGCCUCCCAAUAUCUCACUGCAUGCCUUCUACGUUAUCGACAAUGCGAAGAAGGCAGUGGAAGCACUGUGCCCCGGUGUUGUCUCCUGUGCAGACAUCUUGGCUCUCGCUGCUCGCGAUGCUGUUGCUCUGUCUGGAGGACCCACUUGGAAUGUGCCAAAAGGGAGGCUAGAUGGAAGAACAUCAAAGGCAAGUGACACCAGGCAAUUACCAGCCCCCAUCUUCAACAUCUCUCAACUCCAACAGAGUUUCUCCCAGAGAGGCCUUUCCAUGGAAGAUUUAGUGGCUCUAUCAGGAGGCCACACGCUGGGAUUCGCUCACUGCUCAUCGUUCCAAAACAGGAUACACAACUUCAGCCCCACCACCGACGUGGACCCAUCGCUGAGCCCAUCCUUCGCGGCGAACCUACGCAACGUGUGCCCGUUGGGCAACACGGCAAACAAUGCCGGAUCGACGCUGGACUCAACCACCACCACCUUCGACAAUGUCUACUUCAAGAUGCUGCGUCAGGGCCAGAGCAUCUUCUCUUCGGAUCAAGCCCUGCUCACGAACCCGCAGACCAAGGCCUUGGUCUCCAAGUUCGCGAGCUCGCAGCAGGAGUUCAAUAAGGCCUUCAUCCAGUCCAUGAUCAAGAUGAGCAGCUUGACCGGCGGCCAAGAGAUUAGGCUCGACUGCAAAGUGGCUCGUUAGAUACGUCUUAUUUGACUUUAGUGUGCUUUCGUGUGUGUGAGAGAGAGAGAGAGAGAGAGAGAGAGAGAGAGAGGAAGAUGAAAGAAUAUUUUUAUUUGGAGAAAAUAAGGUAAGGUUUAUUAAUGUGGGUGUCGAUUUGAAUAAUUUGGGUUAGACUCUUGCUGUUGUGUAUUACACCAUUGAAAGUGAAGGGUGACCAACAGAGAUGGAGCUAUUAAGAGUGGUUAAUAAUUUGUUGAUAGCUUGGUUGUCGAGUUUCAGAUGUGAUUCGUAGGUUCUGCAUUUGUAUUUUCCCAAUCAUAUUUAUGAAGGGUGUUGUGCUCAACUUGUUUUUUU